Sclerotinia sclerotiorum 1980 UF-70 is the source of this 141-nucleotide messenger RNA. RefSeq lists its product with no specific name. Lineage: Eukaryota; Fungi; Ascomycota; Leotiomycetes; Helotiales; Sclerotiniaceae. Bases 1 to 141 code for a protein of 46 amino acids. The record is from RefSeq and is a predicted model, not a curated record. The transcript has a single exon.
AUGGUAAAAGCAAAGGAGAUCGAAUCAACGGAUAUAAGGGAUAAUAUUGAUGUUCUUCUUGAUCUGGUAAAUGAUGAUGAUGUUGAAAUGUUAGAUAUUCACGUUGAUUACACCAUUAUACCUCAAAUUUGCUUCGUAUGA